Messenger RNA from Sinocyclocheilus rhinocerous, 856 nucleotides. RefSeq names its product transmembrane protein 254-like. The transcript is spliced from 4 exons. Bases 96 to 470 code for a protein of 124 amino acids. Lineage: Eukaryota; Metazoa; Chordata; Actinopteri; Cypriniformes; Cyprinidae. The record is from RefSeq and is a predicted model, not a curated record.
UCUCUAUGGUGACCGACUGACGUUGAGUCUGAGAGGAGACUAGUGCAGUGUACAGUAGUUAAGUUAGUUAGUUAGUUAGUGAGUGAUUACUCAUCAUGGCAAAAAGUGACGGUGGCUCGUAUUUCAGGAGAACCAGUCUGUUCUGGAUGGUGGUCGUGACGGUUUCUUUGAGUUUUUACACGUGGACGGUGUUUUGGCCUCGGGAUGUCCCGUAUGGCCUUCUGGGUCCUCUGGGCGCUCUGGCCAAGCAUUUCGUGGACUAUCAUUAUCCUGUGGUGUAUUAUGGAUGGUUUCUGACGUGGGUCAUCCAUCUGUUUGAGGCUCUUUUUGCACUGAAGGUCUGCAGUGAUAAAGGCAUCGACAGCACGUCCACACGCUUGCUGUGGAUCGCUCAGACGUUCCUGUUUGGUCUCACGUCUCUGUGUCUUCUGAUCAAAUACAAGCCCGACGGCCGACCCAAACGCCAGUGACCGAAACCAGAGCUCGUUUCCCAGCAGCACACUGUUCUUUAUAUUCCAGAGGAUUUAUCAACCAGCAGGUUAUAUCUGAACAGUCACAUCCACCUCACUGAUUCUGGAACAGCCUUUCGCUAAAGGCUAAGUGUCACAUCGAGGUCUUGUUUACAUGAUCCUGGUUCAGUACUGAAGCUCUAUCAGCAGCAUUAGUCACAUAAUGUCUGUCAGCACAGAAAAUCACUUCAGCUCGCUCCUCAGUGCAGGUACAGUGCAAAACAAGAUCAAAUUACACACUGUUAUUAAGAUUCAGAGAGCCCUCCAUAUAAGCUAUAAUAAUUAUUCCUGCACACUGGGGAAAAAAUGGUGUAGGAUUUGCUUUUAAACAAUUUUCACUCAGAAAU